This is a messenger RNA of Manis javanica (Malayan pangolin), 2570 nucleotides long. Its product is annotated as neuropeptide Y receptor type 4-2. The record is from RefSeq and is a predicted model, not a curated record. Gene Ontology annotation, molecular function: neuropeptide binding; pancreatic polypeptide receptor activity. Lineage: Eukaryota; Metazoa; Chordata; Mammalia; Pholidota; Manidae. Gene Ontology annotation, biological process: G protein-coupled receptor signaling pathway. Gene Ontology annotation, cellular component: neuron projection; plasma membrane.
CGCCCCCUCGCGGCCGCGGAGUCGCAGUCCAGAGGCACCGGGCAGGGAGGGGCGCGCAGGCCGCAAGCCCCUGACCUUGUCCGGACCCAGAGCGGACUCGAGAGACCUCCCGCCAGUCCUGCCCCGGGAUGGGCGGUGCGGGGAGGUGGAGGAACGGCUGUCACUGCCAGGUCCAGGCCCCGCGCCUUCCCCUCUCCUCCGCCCCUCCUACGGGUGCUCCAGGCCAAGCAGCACAACAAGUCAGAAGAUUCCAGAGAAGAGGAUAGAGAUGGAGAUGGUGGAGUCCAGGUGGGGGCGCGCUCGGCAUCAUCACUGCAUCUCUUGGAAUUCCCUCACAUGCACCAUGAACAUCUCUCAUAUCCUGGCCUUGCUGCUCCCAGGAUCCCCACAGGGUCAAAACAGCAGCAAGUCAAAGGGCACUCCAUACAACUUCUCUGACCACUGCCAGGAUUCGGUAGAUCCAAUGGGCUUCAUUAUCACCUCCUACAGCAUCGAGACCAUUGUGGGGGUCCUGGGCAACCUCUGCCUGAUAUGCGUGACCAUUAGGCAGAAGGAGAAGGCCAAUGUGACCAACCUGCUCAUUGCCAACCUGGCCUUCUCUGACUUCCUCCUGUGCCUCAUCUGCCAGCCACUCACAGCCAUCUACACCAUCAUGGACUACUGGGUCUUUGGUGAGGCCCUUUGCAAGAUGUCAGCCUUCAUCCAAUGCAUGUCAGUGACAGUCUCCAUCUUCUCACUCGUCCUUGUGGCCCUGGAGCGGCAUCAGCUGAUCAUCAACCCAACAGGCUGGAAGCCCAGUGUCUUCCAGGCCUACCUGGGGAUUAUUGCCAUCUGGCUCAUUGCCUGCUGCCUCUCCCUGCCCUUCAUGGCCAACAGUGUCCUAGAGAAUGUCUUCCACAGGAACCACUCCAAGGCUGUAAAGUUCCUAGAGGAUAAGGCAGUCUGUACUGAGUCCUGGCCAGUGGACCACCACCGCAUCAUCUACACCACCUUCCUGCUGCUCUUCCAGUACUGCAUUCCACUGGCCUUCAUCCUGGUCUGCUACGUACGCAUCUACCAGCACCUGCAGAAGCGGAGGCAGGUCUUCUGCAAGGGCACCUACAGCUCACGGGCUUGGCAGAUGAAGAGGAUCAAUGGGAUCCUCGUGGCAAUGGUGGCUGCCUUUGCCGUGCUCUGGCUACCCCUUCAUGUGUUCAACACCCUGGAGGACUGGUACCAGGAAGCCAUUCCCAUCUGUCAUGGCAACCUCAUCUUCUUGAUGUGCCACUUGCUUGCCAUGGCCUCCACCUGUGUCAACCCUUUCAUCUAUGGCUUUCUCAACACCAACUUCAAGAAGGAGGUCAAGGCUGUGGUGCUGACUUGUCAGCAGCGCACCCCUGUGAAGGAGUAUGAGCAUCUGCCCCUGUCCACCGUGCACACAGAUGUCUCCAAAGGGUCUCUAAGGCUCAGUGACAGGUCCAACCCCAUUUAGCCAUGUUCAUUGCCAGGCUUCUUCACUUAGCUAAGUGGGCUGUGAGCUAGAGGUGGCACUCCCCACUGGCUUUCUGCAGUCCAGAUAGGCUGGCAGGAGCUUGUUUUGGUAUCCAUUUUCAUUAUGAAGCCUGACAUUCAGACAGCCCAGCUAUUUGCUCCUGGGAGAAUUCUGCAUCUGAAUUCUGCAGGUCACAGUGUGCCUUGCAGCUUGAGCAAAUGUGAUAGCCAGAGAUGGUCUGCUUGUAGCAGGCAGGGUUCAUUCUGGUAACUCAGCAACAGAUGCCACCCUGGGAGCCCUGGGGUGUCACCUCUACCAGUGAGGCUGCGAGGUCACUGUGGGGUGAAGGAAGGAGCGUGUGGAGUUAGAGCUGGGGCCCUUGGCCAGUCCCUAACCUCUGUGAGAGGUGAAGUUUGUGCACGGCCAUUAGGUGGUGAAGAAUUCAAUGGUGGCAUUACUGUUGUAUGAUCAGCAUAUGCCGCUGCAGAGAAUGGAUCCUGGUAGGCUGGGGUCCUCCCAUUCCUUUAGAGUAGGAACAUCAGCCCUGAGCAGCAGGAAUUUCAAGAUUCAUAUCUUACUCCAUCCUUUUUCUUUUUAACUUCGUCUGCUAUCUUCUAGGGAAUAAGCCUGCCGAUACCUCCCCUUGGUGAGAUUGUGCAUGCCUUGUCGGUGAUAUCUGUAUUGUCAUAGAGCUUUUGUCCUCUAUGUCUGGGACAGGUUCUGGCAUGGGGACAGUGUUCCAGACACAGUUGCCAUGGUAGAUGGAUCAUAAAGGUGCCCCUACUGAGUACUUAGCUGAAGACAGGUGCCGUGUGCUAUGGUCCAGCACGGGGUAGAAAGAAUGGAAGUUCUGUGGCCAGGAUUCUCACCUGCCUGCUGCGCACAUGUAGUGCUCACAAAGGCACAGGCUUACACACAUGCUCCAGUGCACUAUCAUUGACUCGAUGUAAAGAGCUCUGCCCAGCGCUCUGGGGCUGUGAGGUGGCAGAGAGUCCCGGAGACAGAGACCAGCUUGCUGCAUGCUGACUUGCCCUGAGGUGGACCGAUGCUAGUGUUUGACCUGCCACCAUGAGAAUAAAGCUGGGUAUAAACCCUUUUA